Messenger RNA from Cantharellus anzutake, 2492 nucleotides. RefSeq lists its product as uncharacterized. Bases 314 to 2386 code for a protein of 690 amino acids. The transcript has 4 exons. NCBI's taxonomy places the organism in Eukaryota, Fungi, Basidiomycota, Agaricomycetes, Cantharellales, Hydnaceae. The record is from RefSeq and is a predicted model, not a curated record.
CAAAUGAGAGAUUUGGAAUGGGAUUCUAGGGGUAGUUGCAUCGGAGUAGAAGAGGGUGCUAGUAGUAUGUAACCAGCAGUUCGAAUGUGCUUUCUGGGAGAUUGAAAAUGGCAAGCCUGAAGAAGCUGGCCGUGUGAAACAGCGUGUCGACGGAUAUGAAUAACGAAACGUGGGUCACAAGAGGCGCGUGGUACGACACUACCCCUUAGGCAGGACUUCAGCCUCUAUGACUUCGUAACUACUCCUCUACUUUUGCCAGGAACGUGCCGCAAGUAGGCGAUCUGUUGACUCGUUAAGGCCUGUUGGUUGAAGUAUGUUGAUUUAUUUACAUUCCCUGCAGCUAGCUGACUCCGGAAGCAAAUUGGAUUGUUCAUCCUUCCACUUCCUUGCCAUGGACAUCCACCUGGAAUCGUUGAGUAGAACCCAACUACAGCAGUUGUGCAAAGACAAUAACCUCAAGGCGAACUUAAAGACAGACGCCCUAAUCACAUCCUUGGAGUCGCACAUUGCUCAAGGGCAUACUCUAAUUUCUUCCGGCGAUCGGACGCGGACGAGCAACCCCCCCGUGGGUUCUCGACCCCUAUCCUCUCCUCCGACUCCCCGAGCCACCGAAGAACCCCCUGCCCAAACUCAACGCAGCCGCAAGCCCAGUCGCGCUACGCGUGCCAAUAGCGGAAGCGCCGCCCGAUCUUCUGCACCCCCAACCCCAGUCGUGUCCGAGUCCGCGGUAGUAGAAUCUGAGAAAGAGAACAAGAAGGAACCACCAAAGCGGAAAGCCCGUGAUACUCAGAAACGUCUCGGAGUGGGGAAGCCACGUAUAGCCGGAGGGGACGGUGCCCGCGCCGUCACCCGAAUUGUCUCCAGUCGAUCCGCGCCCCGGACACGUUCACGAGUAGAUAUAGUCGAAGGGAAUGGACGAAUGGAGGCUGUUGUGGAGGAGGAAGAACCUCCCAUCUCCGGACCACAAGUCACAACCCCACCAGCAGAAGAACCCAGUGGCUCCAGGACAAGCACUGCGAUAUCUCGACGAAUAGCCUCUAUCGAACUCCAGAUAGCCCAACUCAUUACCUCAAGAGACAUGCUGGUUUCCACUCUCUCAUCUCAGGAGAAAGACUUGAUGGGUGUCAAGGAUGACAUUGUCACCGGCAGAUCACGAAUAAUGGAUGAAGUUUCGAAGCUCAUCGAUUUGCGAAUACAAAAACUAACGCCAUCUGGAAACGAAGCUGAAAUGCAGCGACAACUUGAGGUCGAACGUGAGAGGACAGCCGCACAAAUAGAUUCGCUUUCGAAAAGAAUCGCUACCCUUGAGGAACUCGACCAUGGCGACCCCAAUCCUACUCUCUUGUCCACACCCGGCGCUGGUAGUUCAAAGGAUGGAAGCAUUGUUGGUCUCGAUCCUUCUGAACUCCUCCACCCCUCUCUCCGUGAUGACACCCCUCUGAUACAACCCGGUCCCGGAAGGAAACGUGUCUCGUCAGCGGAGCUCGAGUCCCCGCGGGUGUCCAAGCGACUCAAACAUAGGAUGCCUUCAUUUGACACAACGGCUGCCCUUCUCGAAAACGCCGUCGCAGAGACAGGAGCGGCGGUAGUACCUCCGUCGCCUAUCGCGCCAGUGCCAGCAAUUCAUGAGCUUGCACCGCGGACCCCUCCACUGACCCGAAGUGCCCGACGACAAAUACUUCCCCCUGAGAGUCCCCGUGGCGCGGCUCCGACUUCGCUCCUUCGUAAGCUCCCGGGGACAACAGGGAGUCCGACUACAGACAGCCCCCGAAGGGGAAAGGGCAAGGGCAAAGAGAUCGUAGGGAACACUCUUCCUUUGACUUCACCAUCCAAAUCAAGAACGGCAAAGGAAAGGACUUCAUCAUCUAGUGCAAAGGAUGUCCCUGCCACCCCCAGACCGGUGUCUUCGAGAGCCAGGGACGGUGAAUAUGGUGUUUCAGGGAUAGGCAACCUGCAACCACCCGCUACCUUUCUCGAGCGGAUAGACUCAAGUGCUCGAAAUCCGGGGGAUACGUCCCCCGCUUUCCCCGUCUACGAGCCUCCGAGUCGCUUCAAUCGUAGUCUUGGCUUAUCAUCGGUUGAAGGACAAGACAUGCCUGGAGGAUUAUUACCUCCCUUUGGAUACGGCACUCCGCGCCAGCCGUCAGGUAGCAGCAGUAUAGAGACGGAGAGCCCCAGGAUACCCGUUGAGAUGAUGAGUGAUUUACCGACUCCUCACAUCGAAGAAGAUCCAUGGACCGUCACAGCAGAUGAUGCGCCGCCCCCGAGUCCUGGAAAAGGAACACUUUAUGGGACAGAAGUUGUUCCUGAUAGCGUCGAUGAUGCAUUCAAAGCCACCAGACGGUUAACGCGGAACCGGAAGUUUGCGGAAAGGGACGAUUGGUGAAUGUGAUCUAUUCCUUGUUUUUUUUUUCUUUCAAAAAUUUCCCUUCUCACCCUUGUUCGCCUUCGAGAAUCACUUCUCAUCGGAUGAUUUAUUUUGUUCAAUUUUU